AUGAGCUUUAAGCAGUACGUGUCAGAGGUCUUCAGCGCCAAGGCUGACCUGCUGCUGGCCCGCCUGGCGGCCGCAUGCCCCCCGGGCCCCACUGCGACGGCCGCCGCCGAUUGCGCGCCCAGCAACGCGUCAGUGCCUUCUGCUGUUCGGGCGGGGUCGGCUGCUGGGCCCGAGGUGGGGGCUGUUUGCGGCGGCGCCGCCGCCGCUGCAGCAUUGGGGGUUGUGCCUGGUGAGGCGAUCGACAUCCAGGACGUGUUCUACCGCUUCACACUGGACGCCUUCUGCCACAUCGGCUUUGGCACUGACCCCGGCUGCCUGAGCGCCGCGGGCCGCCUGCCCUUCGCGGCCGCGUUUGACCGGGCGCAGCGCACCACCAUCACGCGCUUCUGGGUGCCCUGCUGGCGCCUGCGGGAGGCACUGGACGGCCGCGGCCGCCAGCUGCGCCGCGACGUCGCCACAAUCCGCGCCUUUGCGGCCGCCAUCAUCGCGCAGCGCCGCAGCGCCCUGGAGACGACGCGCGCUGCGACACAGCCGCAGCCCCAGCCGGAGCAGGACGAUGAUGCAGACGAGAUAUCACAGUUGCAGCGGGCCGAGGUCGGCGGCGGCAGCUGCGGGGCAGCUUCCUGUGACCUGCUGGAUCUCUUCAUGAGCGAGGAGGGCCCCGACGGCGCCCCCCUGGGUGAUGCCGCCCUGAUUGACGCGGUGCUCAACUUCAUCAUCGCAGGCCGCGACACAACAGCACAGGCCCUCUCCUGGACCCUUUAUGAAGUGAUGCGACACCCGGAAGUUGAGUCCAAGAUCCUGUCCGAGGCAGAGGCUGUGUUGGGGCCCCUGCGGCGCCCCCGCCCCGCGGACACCAACCCUCGGCCCGCGCCCGCACCCUCCGGCCCGCCCGGCGGCGACCCCACCUGUGCACCCGCGGCCGGCGGCGUCGGCCAAGGCGGCGGCGGCGCGGGCGGCGAAGCGGCGGCGGCGCCGCUGUCUUACGAGCGGCUGCAGGCGCUCAGGUAUGCGCGGGCCGUCUUUCUGGAGGGCCUCCGGCUGCACCCCUCAGUGCCACAGGACGUCAAGUUUGCCCUGUGCUCCGACGUGCUGCCCUGCGGCACGCGCGUCCCGGCCGGCGCCAUGGUGCUCUACAGCGCGUACGCCAUAAACCGCAUGAUGGAGUUCUGGGGCCCAGACGCAGACGAGUUCAGGUGA
Messenger RNA from Monoraphidium neglectum, 1200 nucleotides. RefSeq names its product Cytochrome P450 86A1. Gene Ontology annotation, molecular function: iron ion binding; oxidoreductase activity, acting on paired donors, with incorporation or reduction of molecular oxygen; heme binding. NCBI's taxonomy places the organism in Eukaryota, Viridiplantae, Chlorophyta, Chlorophyceae, Sphaeropleales, Selenastraceae. The record is from RefSeq and is a predicted model, not a curated record. The transcript has 6 exons. The coding region runs from base 1 to 1200 and encodes 399 amino acids.